ACGCGGGUAAACUCUGUAAACCAUUUCAUAAUUGUUUUAUCCGUUUGUUGGGGAUUUUUAGGUUCUCUAAUUUUUGAAAGUAACGAUAGUCAUUAAUAUUGUACAGUUAAGAAAGAUCUGCAUCAAUAGGUUUUUAAUCAUUAGAAACUUUGAAAUGUUUGUUCCCGUUAAGAGAGACGGACAAUUGACAGAAUGGGCAAUGAUAGAAUUACAAGGAGAACUAAAGAAUGCUACAAUCGAUUCUACAAGUAAUACAUUUAUUGGAGAUCUUCACUUUACUAAGGCCGGAAUACCAGUCCUUAUAAUUGGUAUCCAUAUCCUGUAUGGAAAAGAAAUAAAAUUGGACAAACCUAUUGCAGUAUUGCAAAAGAGUAGGUACGAUAAACAUGGUAAUCCAAUAAGUGAAGAAUUUCCAGCUGAUGAUUAUAAAACAGAAUAUGUUAUAAAAGCAGUCGUUAAAAAAAAACUAGUGUUUAAAGGGCGACCAAAACCCAUUGUUACCAAUGUACCAAAACCUGUUUAAAUUUAACAAAGAUAUACUGC
Orussus abietinus is the source of this 543-nucleotide messenger RNA. Its product is annotated as chromosome transmission fidelity protein 8 homolog. Bases 155 to 523 code for a protein of 122 amino acids. The record is from RefSeq and is a predicted model, not a curated record. Lineage: Eukaryota; Metazoa; Arthropoda; Insecta; Hymenoptera; Orussidae. Gene Ontology annotation, cellular component: Ctf18 RFC-like complex. The transcript has 2 exons. Gene Ontology annotation, biological process: mitotic sister chromatid cohesion.